Nanorana parkeri is the source of this 1579-nucleotide messenger RNA. Its product is annotated as E3 ubiquitin/ISG15 ligase TRIM25-like. The coding region runs from base 1 to 1572 and encodes 523 amino acids. The transcript has a single exon. The record is from RefSeq and is a predicted model, not a curated record. Lineage: Eukaryota; Metazoa; Chordata; Amphibia; Anura; Dicroglossidae. Gene Ontology annotation, molecular function: zinc ion binding; protein binding.
AUGGAGUCCGGGGACGAGCCGGGCUGCUCCAUCUGUCAGGACGCGCACACGGAUCCCGUCACGCUGAGGUGCGGACACAACUUCUGCCGGGUCUGUAUCAGCCACCAGCUGGAUGAGGAGGAAGGCUCCGGGGGUUACACCUGCCCCAAAUGCAGGAAGAGGUUCCACGAGAGGCCGGCGCCGCAGGAGAACAGAGGCCUGCGCGCCGCGGACGACUGUUUCAUCACGCCGCCCCCCGAAUAUCAGGCCCGCGACAUCUUCUGCACCUACUGCAUUCACGCCCCGGUGCCCGCCGUCAAGUCCUGCCUGCUGUGCGAAGCCUUCCUGUGCGAAGAUCACCUGAGGGUCCACAGCAAGUCCCCGGAGCACGUCCUCUCCGAUCCCAACACGUCCCUGGAGAACAGGAAAUGCUCCGCCCACAGGAAGAUCCUGGAGUACUACUGCCCCAAGGACGCCGUGUGCGUCUGCGUGUCCUGCAUCGCCUUCGGGGAACACCGGGGCCACGUGGUGGAGCCUCUGAACGCGGCCUUGGAGAAGAAGACGGGGAGGCUCAGGUACUUCCUGGAGAAGCUGACCUCCAAGAAAAAGAGGACGGAGAAGAAGGUGCGCAACCUGCAGAAGCGCAGGACGGACGUGCAGGAGAAGGCCUCCUGCGUGACCAGGAGGGUCUCUGCGCUCUUCCGCGACAUCCGGGAGCAGCUGGACCUCCUGGAGAAGAGGGUCCUGGGCGAGGUCUCCGGGUGGGAGGAGCACGUCUCCCUGUCCGUGUCGGAUCUGAUCCAGCAGCUGGAAGUCAAGAGGGACGAGCUCUCGGGGAAGAUGCGCCACGUCGAGGAGCUGUGCAACGUGGCCGACCCGGUGACCGUCCUGCAGGGGAGGGAGUUCCCGAGGGACGACCUCUGCGACCCCCAGGACGGGGACGACGAAGCCAGGGAGCGGGAUUACAGGAGGAUCUGCGAGUCCGACGACCUGGACGAGGGUCUGAUCUCCGCGGCUCUGCACGCCGGCCUGGCCGACAUCAUGACCGGCGUCAAGAGAGGCAUCUACGUCUCGGAGUCUCUGGACAUCCUGCUUGACCCGGACACCGCCGGCAACUACGUCACCGUAUCGGGGGACCUGAAGACCGUCUCCUGGUCGGAGGUCAGCCAGUAUCGCCCGGAGACCCCCGAGAGGUUCCAGUACUGCCAGGUCAUCAGCAGCAGGAGCUUCACCUCCGGCCGGCACUACUGGGAGGUGGAGACCAGCGAGUCGGGGGACUGGAUGAUUGGGGUGUGUUACCCCAGCAUUGACCGCAAGGGGGUGCAGUCCUACGUCGGGAACAAUCACCGUUCCUGGGGGCUGUGCAAGUUCAACCACGAGUAUUCCGUGAUACAUUGUAGCGAGGUGGCCCCCGUGCCGUACUGUACUUCCUGCCGGAGCUUCCGGAUCUAUCUGGACUACGAGGCCGGCCAGCUCUCGUUCUACCAACUCCGGGGUCCCAUCCGCCACGUGCACACCUUCUCCGCCACGUUCACCGAGCCCCUCCAUGCCGUGUUCUACGUGUGGGGCGACUGGGUGAGGAUCAGGAGCUGAGGACUAC